AUGCACGGCUUGCGGGAGACGGCAGCCGCCUCCUCCUCCGUCGACCCGACGAGCAGGCUGGUGCGCGGUGGCCUCUCGCACGUGAUCGGGGACACCUCGGAGCCGCUGAGCGAGCUCACGGUGGACGGAAUGUUUUGCGAGACGGUCCGACGGACGCCAGACAGACUGGCGCUCUCCAGCCCGGCUCAGAGUAUUCGGUACAGCUGGAAUGAGCUGGAGGAGCAGGUGGCGACAGCGGCGGCGGGGCUACUCAGCAUCGGUGUGGGCAGUGGCGACCGUGUCGGCUGCUGGCUGCCAAACGUGGCUGAGUACGUCGUGAUGCAGCUCGCGACCUCUCGUAUCGGAGCCAUCCUGACCUGUCUCAACCCGGCGUACAAGCUGGCCGAGCUGCAGCACGCGCUACGGCUCGCCGGCGUCAAGGCGCUGCUCUUCUGCCCCGGCGGCGCGAGGAGCGACCACACAGCAGUGGUGGAGCGGCUGCUGCAGACCGCCGAGGAGGCCGCGCCCUGCCUCGAGCGAGUCGUCUCUGCAGUGGGGCACAGUCUGCAGCACCCGAUGGCGAUGGCCUACGCCGACGUGCUCGAGGGCGGGAAGCGCAGCCGGGACCAGGGCCUCGCCGCCGCGUCCUUGCGCGGCGACGGGCUCGAGGAACGAAGCCGCGCACCGGCGGCGGCGCCGGCGCUGUCGCACGAAGACGUGACCAACAUCCAGUUCACAUCUGGGACGACGGGCCUGCCUAAGGCGGUCGGACUGACACACCGCAACAUUGUCAACAACGGCCGUUUUGUGGCCCGCGGCAUGCGGCUGACGUCGGACGACGCCGUCUGCCUGCCGGUGCCGCUGUUCCACUGCUUCGGCCUCGUGCUUGGCUCGCUCGCGUGCAUCUCCACCGGCGCCGCCAUCGUCUUCCCUUCGCGCACAUUCGACCCGCGCGCGGCGCUGCAGGCGGUGCAGGAGGAGCGGUGCAGCGCGCUGUAUGGCGUGCCGACGAUACACGUCCAUGACACGUCCACGACCCGUCCCACAGGCUCGUUCGACCUCUCGUCGCUCCGCACCGGCAUCAUGGCGGGCUCGCUCUGCCCUGUCUCGACCAUGGCGCGGGUGCGGGGAGACAUGCACAUGGCGGACCUAACGGUAUGCUACGGCAUGACGGAGACCAGCCCCGUCUCCUUCCAGUCCGUCCCCGCCUCGCUCAGCGGCGGCCGCUUCGACGCGCAGAAGCUCUGCUCGACGGUGGGGCACGUCCACCCGCACGUGGAGUGCAAGGUCGUCUGCCCCGAGAGCGGCCAGACGCUGCCGGUGGGCGAGCAGGGCGAGCUGCUCACGCGCGGGUACUCGGUCAUGGGCGGGGGCUACUGGGGCGACGAGGCGGCGACGCGAGAGGACCCGCUGCCCUCGAAGGAAGUCAUGACGGCGGAUGGCUUCCUCCGGACCGGAGACCUCGCGACGAUCGACGCGCAGGGGUACUGCACCAUCUCGGGGCGGCGCAAGGACGUCAUUAUUCGCGGCGGCGAGAACAUCGCGCCGAUGGAGGUUGAGGAGGUCAUCCUGAGGCGCGAGAGGCGUCUACGACGUCGCCGUACAGGAGCCUUUUCGGAACUGUCUCGGAGCCCUCCUAGGCACGAGGACGUCUACGACGUCGCCGUCGUCGGCGUCGACGACGCGACCUACGGAGAGCAGGUUGCGCUGCUCUUACAAACGCACGACCCAACGGACCCAGCGACGACAGCCGUCAUCGAGUCCAUCGAGGCGCUGUGUCGGACCGAGCUGGCGCAUUUCAAGGUGCCCAAGUUCUUCCGCGUCGUCGACCGGUUCCCGUUGACGGCGAGCGGCAAGGUGCAGAAGUUUGUGCUCAAGGAGGAGUCCAGCGAGGCCCUCAGAGGCACGUAG
Emiliania huxleyi CCMP1516 is the source of this 1890-nucleotide messenger RNA. Its product is annotated as putative long-chain-fatty-acid-CoA ligase. The coding region runs from base 1 to 1890 and encodes 629 amino acids. Lineage: Eukaryota; Haptophyta; Isochrysidales; Noelaerhabdaceae. Gene Ontology annotation, biological process: fatty acid metabolic process. The record is from RefSeq and is a predicted model, not a curated record. Gene Ontology annotation, molecular function: medium-chain fatty acid-CoA ligase activity. The transcript has 7 exons.